Molecule: messenger RNA, 1716 nt
Organism: Eublepharis macularius
Lineage: Eukaryota; Metazoa; Chordata; Lepidosauria; Squamata; Eublepharidae
Gene: HMGB3
Product: high mobility group box 3
Exons: 5
Coding region: 111-728 (205 amino acids)
Biological process (GO): regulation of transcription by RNA polymerase II
Cellular component (GO): nucleus
Molecular function (GO): DNA binding, bending
Source: RefSeq, a predicted model, not a curated record
CGCGAGGCUGAGCCGGAGCCAGCGCUGAGUCUUAGCGCGUCGUGUGUGCGCCCCGCUCUCUUCUCUUGCUUAUCGCCUGGGCUCAAAGCGAACAAUACAGAGUAAAGAAAAUGGCUAAAGGUGACCCGAAAAAGCCGAAGGGCAAAAUGUCAGCCUAUGCUUUCUUCGUGCAGACUUGCCGUGAAGAGCACAAGAAGAAGAACCCUGAAGUUCCUGUCAACUUUGCAGAGUUCUCCAAGAAGUGCUCAGAGAGGUGGAAGACCAUGUCAAGCAAAGAGAAGGGUAAAUUUGAUGAGAUGGCUAAAGCUGACAAAGUACGAUAUGAUAGAGAAAUGAAGGAUUAUGGGCCAGCUAAGGGUGGUAAGAAGAAAAAGGAUCCCAAUGCCCCUAAGAGGCCACCGUCUGGGUUCUUCUUGUUCUGUUCAGAGUUCCGUCCCAAGAUCAAAUCUACCAACCCUGGUAUCUCCAUUGGAGAUGUGGCAAAGAAACUUGGUGAAAUGUGGAACAACCUCAGUGAUGGCGAGAAACAGCCCUAUAAUAACAAGGCUGCUAAACUGAAGGAGAAGUAUGAAAAGGAUGUUGCAGAUUACAAAUCAAAAGGCAAGUUCGAUGGCGCCAAGAGCGCGGCUGCCAAAGCUGCUGCUGCGGCUCGGAAAAAGGUAGAAGAGGAAGAGGAGGAUGAAGAAGACGAUGAGGAGGAGGAAGACGAAGAGGAGGACGAUGAAUGAGAAACUGUAUAAUACUUGUCUCCAUGUGAAUAUCAUAGAGUAGGGGAAACACCAUUUGGAAAAGGAAAACAAAACAAACCUGCACCUCGUUAUUUGAGACGGUGUUUUAUUUACCCGUUAUUUGGUUUAAUGACCCAAUUUGGAUUCUGAUCACACCGUACCUUCUUUGAAAAUUUAAAGUUCUCUAGGAAAAUAGAGGGAGAGAAAAAAAAAACCAUCGAACUGGUUUACAUGAAAUGACCCUGGGUGUACCCGGGCACCCUGAAACUGUAACAAAGUUGUACAUAUUUCCAAACAUUUUUAAAACAAAAAAAAAGUGGAAGCAAAUGCGCUCCAGUGUUCUCCUCAACUCUGUGCACUUUCCUGUUGGUGUAACAAAGCAUUUAAAAAUGUUUCAAGCAUCUUAUUUUUUAAUUUGUAAGGUGGUGUUUAACUAUAUGGUUAUUGGCUAGAAAAUCUUGGGUUAUACUGUACAUAUCUAUAGUUUGUAAAAACUAGACAGAUUCUUGCAGUCCAUGCUUGGAGCGGGGAUGCCCUGGAAGGGAAGGUGAGCCACUUGGGCCAGGCCUUCCUGCCGGGGGGGUCAUGUCUCAAAGCGUGCACUGUGAAAGUAGAUCUAUUAACACUACAGUGGGCGUCCAUUUAGCUUAAAGUUGUCUUUCUGUAUAUAGUGAAAUUAGCAUUCUGCGGCCAUUCUUAGUUGUGAAAAGGGGAGGAGGGCGGGGUUCAGCUGGCAUGAGAAAUCGUAUGGAAUCUUUCCUUUUUUUGUUUUCUUUUUAGUUAAGAGGGGUAGUUUUUAAACGGAAGCUGUAGACCUCUUCCGGGUCAGCCUAAAAGUGAAGAGAAGGCGCAGAAACUGAAGUUCAAAAACACUCUGUACUUAAAAGAGAAACAAAAAUUUGCAAAAAAUGUUCUGUUGGUUUUUUGUAUGUUUAGAAUGCUGAAAUGUUUUUGAAGCAAAAUAAACAGUAUUACAUUUUUAAAACUU